AUGGAGAACGACUCCACCUUUGUAGCACCGGAAGGUGUAUAUUCAGUCACAGACGAGCAUAAACCCAACCAUGCUCAAAACGUGGCUAUGAGCGUAGGAACUGCAAUAUACCCCUCCAGGGUCUCUAGUAUCGUCUUGCGCUUCCCCCCACCCAAGCAAGGAAACGUACCCGGUUUUGCUGGUCUCUUGGGCGGAGGAAAGUCUGAACCAAAGAAAGAUAAAGGAGAAAAAGCUGCUAAGGAUCGUGAAGACGGUAUCAGCUUAUCCAGCAGUGAUACUCCAGAGGAAAGUGAACCACCCCCGCUUUCUUCCUCGGACCAGGGAAAUACAUCCCAAUCACCAGAGUACCGCAAUUUAUUCUCUCAUCCUUCCGCUGGCGGAAAGAAGAAAACAGCAGCAAGGCCAAAGCACAAUAUUCGAACUACAUCUUCCACCUUUAUCACCCGUAUCCAGACAGCUGAAGGUUUGACGAAAACUUUACAAUCUAAGCAAGGGGAUGUCACAUUUUUGUUCUACAAUAUGGCCAAAAGCUUCGUCUGGAUCGAGGCAGGGUCCAAAGCCAAAGAACCUCUAUCCAGAAUCACUUUUUCAGCGCAUCCUACGUGUCACGAUAUCAACAUUUCUACAGCAAAUCCUGACCGUUUAGAUGUAAUAAUCGGUUUUAACACCGGCGAUUUGAUAUGGCUAGACCCAAUCAAUUCACGAUAUGGGCGCCUCAAUAAACAGGGUUCUAUAUCGGGUUCUCCAUGUACGGCGGUGAGAUGGGUUCCAUCCUCAUCGACUCUGUUUCUUGUUUCACAUGCAGAUGGCACCAUCAUCGUCUAUGAUAAAGAGCGAGACGAUGGGACUUUCACACCCCAGGAUCCAAACUCUGGGACCAAUGAUGCAUCCUCUAACUUUGUAUCCUCACCGGUCGAUGGAAUUACACAAGAAUGGGAUCCUGUAGACAGCCUCUUCGUAACAAUGCCGCCAUGGCAUCCGGUAACGUCUGGUGGGGGUGCUCUGAGCGCCGUUGGAAAAGCGGAAAAAGAAAAAGUUGCCAAGAAUCCUGUCAGCCAUUGGCGCCUUUCAAAGCAAGGCGUCGUUGACUUUGUCUUUUCUCCCGACGUAAAAUACGUUGCCGCAAUAUCAGAAGACGGUUGUUUGAGGGUCAUCGAUGCACUAGCUGAACAACUUGUCGACUGCUAUGCUUCUUACUUCGGAGCUUUGACGUGCGUGGCUUGGUCUCCAGAUGGGCGAUUUAUCCUUACCGGUGGCCAGGAUGACCUCUUGACAAUUUUCUCUCCCUGGGAGCAGCGAGUAGUAGCUCGAUGUCAGGGCCAUUCGUCAUUCGUGUCGUCAGUUGCUUUUGACGAACAGCGCUGCGAUGGAAGAACAUAUCGUUUCGGCAGCGUCGCUGAAGAUAACAAAUUGAUCUUUUGGGAUUUUUCAAGUGGUGCACUUCAUCGUCCUAAGUUCCAGGCGUCGCAUCAUCAACGGAUGUCAGUAUCGUCUACAAUCUCGCUGGCUUACAAGCGAGACCGCUCUGCCCAGUAUCUUCCUGCCACCAAUUCCCCGAAACUUGAAGAAACACCAUCGCCACGGUUUCACCCGGCUCCUUCCCGCAAUGAAAUCGCCUUCGUACAACCUGUUCUGAUAAAACAGCUAGAUUGCGAUCUCCUUACAGUGAUCCAAUUCCUUCCUCGCAGUAUUCUAACAGCCACAAAGGGCGGUCAGAUCAGGCUAUGGGUACGACCCCUUGCCCUUAGACCUAGGUUUAUGAAAAACAAUAAAGUUACUGCAAUCGAUCCUCACGACUUAAUACCAAGUCGAACAGGACCUAUUCCGCCUUAA
Messenger RNA from Psilocybe cubensis, 1833 nucleotides. RefSeq lists its product as uncharacterized. Gene Ontology annotation, molecular function: protein binding. Gene Ontology annotation, biological process: carbon catabolite repression of transcription. The transcript has 10 exons. Bases 1 to 1833 code for a protein of 610 amino acids. The record is from RefSeq and is a predicted model, not a curated record. Gene Ontology annotation, cellular component: cell tip; cell division site; nucleus. NCBI's taxonomy places the organism in Eukaryota, Fungi, Basidiomycota, Agaricomycetes, Agaricales, Agrocybaceae.